This is a messenger RNA of Pelagomonas calceolata, 801 nucleotides long. The record is from the annotation of a GenBank genome assembly. NCBI's taxonomy places the organism in Eukaryota, Pelagophyceae, Pelagomonadales, Pelagomonadaceae.
AUGGCCGAGGCAGCGGCCGCCGAGCCCGCCGCCGAGACGACGCCCGCCGCCGACAUGACCGUCGAAGUGCAGCGGAGUCAAGUAUUAGAGGAGACGCAGCCGGGCCACGGCGCGUCCGCGCGGCACAUCUGGCCCGCGGCCUCGACGACGAGCGUCAUGUGCGACGCGAAGAACCAGCGCAUCCGCUCCGAGGCGGACAUGAAGCUCCUCGCGAACCGCAUCCAGCACCUCCAGCUCGCGGAGGAGCGCGCCCGCAAAAAAAUCGCGGAGACGAAGUCGCGGACGUCGGAGAUCAUGGCCCUCAAAAAACGCAAUUUGCUCUUCGCGGAGCAAAAAAAACGGCUCAAGGCCGAGCGCGAGAUCACGAUCUCGGCCCUGCAGCAGGCCGUGACGACGGCGAAGGUCUCGCAACGGGAGCAUAUUCGUGCUAGUAGAGCUCUGGCCGAAUCUAGACGGCGCGACACCUCCAACAAGGUCAAGCAGACGCUGGCCGAGCUGAACGCGCGCCACGAGCGCGACAUGGUGAACCUCCAGGCCAAGCACCGGACGCUCAACUUGAUCGGACGCGAGGCGCAUGAACGGCAUCGCCAGGUCAAGGAGGAGCGGCGGGCGGAGCGCGAGCGACGGGUCAAGCAGCAGUACGCGGACGCGGUGGACGCGGAGACGGCGCGCGCGCUGGAAGCGCAACGGUUGAUCAGAGAAAUGGCCGAGCAUGAAGAGAGGUUGAUGAAGUCAUUACGCGAGACGCAGGCCGCGCAGACGCAGGCGUUCGAGGAUUUGCAAUCGACCCUUAAGCUGUAA